Molecule: messenger RNA, 459 nt
Organism: Penicillium chermesinum
Lineage: Eukaryota; Fungi; Ascomycota; Eurotiomycetes; Eurotiales; Aspergillaceae
Exons: 3
Coding region: 1-459 (152 amino acids)
Source: RefSeq, a predicted model, not a curated record
AUGCUCUACAGUGCUCUUGUGGUCCAGCGUUCGCGCAACAGCGACGGUGCCUACCAGAUACGUCAAGUCGAGAACACUGAGUCACACCUCUUCGACCACGCGAGCAAGCACCGCGUCUCUUUUAGCUCCGCCGUUGAGAUCUUCACCGUCUCCGGCUCCAUCAACACCCAAACCCACGAAACCGAACUCGCCCUCGGCGUUUACGGCAUCAACCUGGGCAUCUUCCACGGCGUCCCCGGCCAGGGUUUCAAAAUUCACAUUGACCUGAGCAUGGUCAAGGGCACCAUCGAGCUAAAGAUGACCGGCUUCGACGAGUUAUGGCUGGAUGUCAAUACCGAGAAUUUCCAGGUCUCCCCAGACGGACCAGGGAAGUUCAUCCAGUGCAAGAAGUCGCACUUUAUCCGAGACAUGCCUGAUCUCAGGUGUGCCCCCUGGGUCUCGUCCGAGGCUCAUCUAUGA